AUGGCCGAUGAUGGCGGCUCUGCUAGCGGUGUUUCAGCAAGACAUGACACCAUUUCUGUGGAUAAUAUAAAGACACAUCCUACAGUCACCGCUUUGUCGAAUGCUAUCGCAGGAGCGGCGUGUACAUUGAUCACACAGCCUAUUGCGGCUCUAAGGACUAGACUGCAAUCGCUUAAUAUAUAUAACCAUGGGAUACCUAACGAUAACAAGAAUAAAAUCAAAUCUAUACUUAAUAUAAGUAUGAAAGAUGGGAUUUUCACAUUGUAUCGUGGUGGUGGUUGUUCUAUGGUAAUAUCUGCAGUUGGAUGGUUUUUGUUUAGGUUCACCUUCGACGCAAUAUCGCAGAGUAAGAUUGUAGAACUUGAAAGUAACACUGCUACUAAACUUGCUAACGGCUCGCUUAGUAGCCUGAUUACUACAGCGGUAUUACAUCCAGCAUGGAACGCAAAACUCAACCUUGAACUACAAACUGGCAGGACCAAGAUGGAUGGUUGGCCACAGUACCGGGGAGCGACACACUAUUUAUUAAGCACAUUCCGCAAAGAGGGCAUCGCAGCGUUAUAUAAAGGUUGGGAAGCUAAUUUGGUAGGGGUAUUCUAUUACGGGUUCGUUAUAUGUCUCUAUGAGUCACUUUCUGAAUUUGACUGGCAACGUUACAAGGCCUUGCAAAACGCACAAAAUUUUAAACCUGUCGUCAACGGUAUGAUUGCUAGGAUCAUACCUACAGCACUGUGCUAUCCAGUUUAUGUCAGCAGGACCAUGCAAAUAUGCUUCGCAACAGAACUCACUCAUCGCAAGUUGCAUGAAGUAUUCUUUUGGACUCUGAAAAACAAGAAACUCAAAGGGCUAUAUGCUGGAUUCCAGAUGCAACUUGUCAAAUCAAUCAUAAGCGGAGGUAUCACUUUCGGAUUCUACGAAGCGAUACUUGCCGCUAUCGUACGGGGAUACAACUUCGUCCAUGAUUGA
Babesia sp. Xinjiang is the source of this 966-nucleotide messenger RNA. RefSeq names its product Mitochondrial nicotinamide adenine dinucleotide transporter 2. The record is from RefSeq and is a predicted model, not a curated record. Bases 1 to 966 code for a protein of 321 amino acids. The transcript has a single exon. NCBI's taxonomy places the organism in Eukaryota, Apicomplexa, Aconoidasida, Piroplasmida, Babesiidae. Gene Ontology annotation, biological process: transmembrane transport; nucleotide transport.